AUGGUCACCGCCAUAUCAGCGCAUCCUUCGGCACUGCGCGCGCUUGCUGCAUCCCCCUUGACCAGGCGACCGCAGCUGCAACCGCUUCACAGUCUUCCUAUCUUAUCACGGCCAUCGCAUCAGUAUCACACCGCGACGUUCGGAUCGAAAACACCCAGCCCGGAAAAUGUCGAGUCGUCUCUGUCCAAGACGAUCUUUCGCUUCGAGACAGGAUACGCCCUCAGACCCAAGCGGCCGUCGAGGCCGUUCCCACCCCCGUUUGUGUCGAUUCCUUCAACGUCCUUUUCAGAUCCCUUGACGACGCAUUUCAAGAGCCAGGAUAGACGGCCCAAGGUGGGCGGCGAGCUGAUACGGGGGUUGACGAACGGCGACGACGCAAUUCUCGCCGCUGAUAAUUUCCUCGGCGUGAACGAUGGUGUUGGGGCUUGGGCGACAAAGCCCCAGGGCCAUGCAGCCCUCUGGUCUAGGUUGAUCCUCCAUUUUUGGGCUCUUGAAUGCGAGCGCCGAACCUCCUGCAAAUCGACCCCGGAUACCGUUGAAUUCCUACAGCACGCAUACGAAGAGACUCUGAAUUCGACGAACCAGUGGCUCGGCACUACAACUUCCGCGACGGCUCUUUUAUACAGUACCAGUAAUAAUAAUAAUAACGCGAAACCGCUACUUUAUGUGACCAACAUCGGAGACUGUCAGAUCAUCGUCAUCCGCCCCAGUGACGGCAAGAUACUCUUCAAGUCGCGCGAACAGUGGCACUGGUUCGACUGUCCGUACCAGCUCGGCACAAACAGCGUUGACCAGCCGCUUAGCAACGCGGUUCUGAAUACACUAGAGUUAGCUGAAGACGACAUUGUCUUGGCUGUGUCGGACGGGGUUAUUGAUAAUCUCUGGGACCACGAGGUUUUGGCAAACGUCCUUGAAAGCCUCGACAAAUGGGAGUCUGGCGACAUUGGCAACUGGGAAGCCGCAGGGUUGUCGUCGGCGGGCAGUAUGGUUUUUGUAGCUAGGCGUCUGCUGCAUGCUGCGCUGGCUGUUGCUCAAGACCCGUUUGCGGAAAGCCCGUAUAUGGAAAAGGCCAUCGAUGAAGGGCUUACCAUUGAAGGAGGUAAAAUGGACGAUAUCAGCGUGGUCAUAGGGCAGUCGAGUUUUCCCGACUCGGUUUCUACAAACUCUACCACCACAACACUACAACAAACGGCCAACGUUGGCCGAAAGCGCGAGAGCAAAUACGAUUUAUUGAAUAAUCACCAUAUGCCCGAGAACCUGCAAGACAUUGAAAAACUAAAGUGCUUUGAAGAAGAGGGAAAUUUUUAA
Messenger RNA from Talaromyces rugulosus, 1308 nucleotides. RefSeq lists its product as uncharacterized. NCBI's taxonomy places the organism in Eukaryota, Fungi, Ascomycota, Eurotiomycetes, Eurotiales, Trichocomaceae. The transcript has 4 exons. The record is from RefSeq and is a predicted model, not a curated record. The coding region runs from base 1 to 1308 and encodes 435 amino acids.